UAACUGAUUAUCUAUACAGGUAGUAAAAAGCUAAAGGAAUCUGUGUCUAUGGUUCGUUGUUCAAAGGUUAUAGACAUAUAUAUAUCUAUUUCUUUUGUCUGUUCUGUUUGUGUAAAUUCAAUGAGAAUUAAUGCAUACAAUUACAACAGCAGUAACAAAGAAAUUUGAUAGUACAUCUACUAAAAAUGCUCACUUCAUUCCAGAUAAUCAGUUAGCACCAGUGCAUAGUUCAACACUCAACCAAUUAGAAACUGCUUUACAAAAACUCAAAUCCACGAUUAAAGAUGAUGUAAUUCGAAAUCCAGAACUUGCAAAAAAUGCUCAACUUCUAAAUGAUAAAUUGAAUUUACUUAUCGAAUCAAACAGGUGUUCAAAUGAUUUUAUUCCAGAUGUUGCACCUGAAGUGUUAGCAAAUGAACAAUAUUCUGAAAAGUCAGAUGUCUAUUCAAUGGGUGUGUUGAUGUGGGAAGCGUACUCCAAAGGAAAUAUACCCUGGUCACAGGGUAUUUCUGACGAUGAAGUGAAACGACAAGUGACAAAGGGCGAGAAAUUACAGAAACCGAAAAAUUGUUCGCUCAAAUAUGGUCUGUGA
Didymodactylos carnosus is the source of this 592-nucleotide messenger RNA. NCBI's taxonomy places the organism in Eukaryota, Metazoa, Rotifera, Eurotatoria, Philodinida, Philodinidae. The record is from the annotation of a GenBank genome assembly.